UUGUAUGUUAUGUUCUGUGUGUCCAGGGGCCGCUGGGGGCGCAGUUGAGCUGUGUGGUGUUGUGUUGUGUUAAGGGGAAACAUGGCGCUGUUCAGGAGGAAGGUGCUCUCUGUGGGCUGUGUCGCAGCGAGCCUGCUGAGCACCACCAGCAGAGCCUGCCUCAGACUCGGCAGACUGCCGACUUUAAUUAGAAAGAACUGCAUUACUUUAGGCGUCUCUGGAGGCCUGUGUGCUGUUCCCUUUUUGCAGGAUAACAUGACCCAUGAAACCCUGAUCCGUAGAGCAUCGUCUCUGGUGACCAACAGUGCCAACACCUACCUUUCCCAAACUACACUGGCCUUACUGGAUUCUCUCACAGCGUAUACUGAUACAGUGCGCACCCUCAUAACUCUUCACAAAAGCUACGUGUCUAAUUUCCAAAAAUUUAACCCGACGCAGGAGGACAAAAUAUGGCAGAUGAUCGUCUGCAAGCGGAAAGAGGUUGCUAACCUAAGGGAGGACUGCAAAAAAUUUGAGACGCACUGGAUGACUGCGAUUAAACUCUCAGACAAGGCUGCUGAAGCUGCUUUUAAUGCAGGAGCAGAUCAAGCUUCAGCCACAGUCCACUCUAACUUACACACAGCACGGUCUCAAAUACAGCAAGUCAGACAGCUCUUAACUGAGGCAGAGAAAGAGCUGAAAGAGAGCAAAGCAGAGGAGAGCGAGAGACUCCAGCUGGAAACGCAGGAAGAGGAGGAGAUUCCAGAGGCCUAUCUUAGAGAGGACUAGUCCAGAUCAACAGCCACUUCAUCCCUGCUGUUCCACAGUUAUAUGGAACAAUAUAACAGCAGAAAUAGUUGCAUUUAUGACACUUCCAGUGGUACAAAGUUAAAGAGACAUACCAGUCAGCACUGUGGCAACACAGAAUGAAUAAAAAAAUUGCAGAAAUAAAAAAAUAAAGCAUUUUGAAAUCUUUAAAAGAUCAUGGCAACACUUUUUAUACAAUAAGGAUACAUUAUUAACCUUACUUAUGACAGAAUUAUUAUUUCACAAUUCAUUACAAGUUUCUAAAACUAAUGUCUCAGUUAAUUCCUUAGCAUUGAAAUUGUAGUAAUGUUUAAUAAUGUCUUAACUAGUGUCAGUUAAUAAUUAUUAUUUAUUAUUUAAUAAUUAAACAAUGUUUAUUACUAUCGAAAGUACUCUAUAUGAGGUACCCUUAUUGUAAAAUGUUACCAAGAUCUUUGUGUAUGAAGGAUAUUUGGGGUUGAUUUUAUAACACAUUGUUUGUAAUUGUGUUUGUAACUUUAAACAAUACAAUUUAAUUGUUAUUUAUAUGUAUUUGUUUUACGGUGAUUUUGCAUGAUAAGGGAGGGCUGAGUGUACCGGUUGUCACAAGAUAGCUGGUUUCUAACUUCUGUAUCUAAAGAAUGCAGUUUAGUUUAAUCUAAUUUGGUGGUUGGAGCUAAAAAAAUACUUUUUCUUUCCAUCUUUAAAGUCGUCAUAUUUAGUUUCUGAAAUAAAAAAGGUGUCCUGAGA
Messenger RNA from Astyanax mexicanus (Mexican tetra), 1515 nucleotides. RefSeq names its product diablo, IAP-binding mitochondrial protein b (gene diablob). Lineage: Eukaryota; Metazoa; Chordata; Actinopteri; Characiformes; Acestrorhamphidae. The record is from RefSeq and is a predicted model, not a curated record. Bases 82 to 768 code for a protein of 228 amino acids. The transcript has 6 exons. Gene Ontology annotation, biological process: neuron apoptotic process; intrinsic apoptotic signaling pathway in response to oxidative stress. Gene Ontology annotation, cellular component: mitochondrion.